CAUCUGCUGCACUCCUCCUGUUCGUAUCAUGAUGACAAUGCUGGGGUAAGAUUGCCAAGCCCUAUUCUGAUGUAACUAAAAGUUACUGUAACGUUACGGUUACUACUAGCCAGCCCUUCAGCUUUACUGACUAGUGGCUGUUGUAUGAUAGCAAUACACAUUCAGAAUCAAACCUAACAUAGAACUAUAACUUUCUACUGUAACAAACUAACAACAGGAGGAUACAUACGGAGCUUUUGUCAAUUUUGUAUCGCCUCUGGUUUGGCUGGUAGAAUUACUUUCAUGUGUAUCUCAUCGCCCCAUGUUACCCCAUGUUACAGAUUCCUGCACAAGGAAAGACAAUUGGCAACAAGCGUCAUGCUGGUCAUGUGAUCUGUAUCGUUCACUGUAAUUGGCAGCGAAGGACGGAUUUUCCGGCUACAUAGGUUAGUUACCAUGCCAACGUAGACAGACUCUACUCUGUCGAUUGAGACGCUGACAUUUUUUAACCAUUUAUUCGUUUAUUGUGCAGUCUUUGUUAAAGGAAGAUACGUGUGACUAUUUAUUUCAAAUAAACUGCCAACAUGAUGUUUGGUUGUGAGGAACGACGUUCCAAAAACAAACUUGUGCAGAGGGCGAGAGACAGAAUCAAGAAAGAUGGCGAGAUGACGAACCGCAUUGCAGAGCUGGACAGUAUCUGUGGUGUGAUGCAAAAGGCUGAGUUUGAGGGCUCCACCCAGGCUGGUUCCAUGAAGACCCUGAAGCUGAGAGAGCUGACCCAGCAGAGAGAGACUGAGCUGAGAAAGACUGCUCUGACGAUGGUCCGUAGAGCAGCACUGCAGGCCCUCCUGGAGCAUGAGAGACAGCAGUACGUCAUAGAGCUCAACAGACUGGGCAAGACCAUCUACAAACAGAGAGUCUAGACUCUAGUCUCUACUAGACCCAUAACAACACCAAAGACCAUCUGAAGUUUAUGCUGAACGCCAUCUAGCAGCUAGAAUGUGUGAACAAAUAUAGAAUACUUUGAAGUGUUAAUGUGAAAACAUUUACUCACAACCAUCUACAAGCAUCUUGUUUACAAUCAGACCUUUUAUUUAUGGAAAUACAACGAUGUAAAACUAUAAUCCUAAAGAUAAAACACACAUUAAUGUGUUUUAUCUUUAGGAUUACAGUUUUACGUCGUUGUAUUUACACAUUAAUGUGUGUUUUAUCUUUAGGAUUAUAGUUUUACAUCGUUGUAUUUCCAUAAGUACACUUUUAAGCAAUUUACAUUCCAGUAAACAAAUUACUGGGCCUCAUGUCACCUUAACAAAACAGGAAUUUGUGUGACAGUCAGGGAGGUAGCACUGUACAUAAACAAAACACAUAUUUGGUUAACAAACAUGUCUCCUUGUCAACAGCAAGCAAGACCAAAAACAUCUACCGAUACACAGUCUGGCAUUUGUCCAUUAAGUAGAACUUUCUACUGGUCAUUUGCUUCAGUCUUUGAGGGGUAAUUAUGUAACAUAUGAGCUCACUACGUUUAACAUACUGUAUUGUAGCUCACAAUGACAGGUCCAAUCUCUCUAGCCAUAUCUGGUACACUUGGUCAUGCAGGGUUGGAGACUGUAACACAGACUGAGAAAGUAACUGGAAUUUCCAGAUAAACAAAAAGGAGAGCAGUCGUUGAUAAUAUCAAUCAGAUCGAUCCAGUUUAAUACAAUCAUUCAGGGAGACACCUCCAGAACAGAAGCAUAGAAAAUGUCCAAAGGGGCUCUUGGAGUCAGAACCUUCAUGUUAUAAUCAGACAGUACCAAAUGUUCUCUGAAAUAUCAACCAGAGAGGCUUGGAGUCAAUACAAAGACAGUGACUUUGCCGGCUGCUACAGAAUCACUCAGUGUUCAUAAUGUCAUCAACACAAUAAUAAUCCGUGUUCUCGGUCCUUGUACCUUCAGUAGCUCAGGUCUAGUGACCAUCAACCCAUACAAAAGUGAGUGUCACAAAUAGAACAUUGGAAAUCAUGUGUAUUAUAGAAAGGGAAAACAUACAUAUGCUAAUCAUUGUGUUAAUUACUGUUACCUGAAUAUUCACUUUAUUCAUCUGACAUUUUCCCAUUACCCACACGCACACAGGGCAAUGUUCUACUCUGAUUUACGCACACCACACCCAAAUGCAAUAAAGGUCCAUCAUAAAUCUAAACACUAUAUAGGUCAAUCAUAGAUCUAUGCACUAUAAAGGUCAAUCAUACAUCUAUGCACUAUAAAGGUCAAUCAUACAUCUAUGCACUAUAAAGGUCAAUCAUACAUCGAUGCAUAAUAAAUAUUUAAUAGACAAUUGAACCAGAUGUGCAUGUACCUGCACACUUCUUUAGAACUCUUCUCUAGAACGCUUCUCUAGAACCUUUGCAACAUUCAGAAGUCACCUCAGAGACACCUUGCUCCAUCUCUAAGGGAAUUAGCCCUAACCUCUUUCAGUCAUUCCUACAUUAAUGUACUGUACCAUAGGAUGAAACUCACUAAUUAAAAAAUGUAAUGUCUCCCUUCCUUACCUGCAUACAUAAACUAACAGUGUACUGUAUGUAAUGAAGACAUGACAUUCAGACUGGGUUUUCCAAACCCUUCUUGUUUUUUAUUUUCCUGAGUAUUGAGAGGUACAGUAAAGUGAAGGUGGUUGUAGGUGGGGAAUGUUAUGAGCUGCACAACGAUGAUGUGUAUGGGUGUGUGUGCAUCACGGCAAGCAUGAGGGAGGGAGGGAGGCUGAUAGUGUUGUCCAAGUCUUCAUUUUGGGGCCUCUGUGAUUCCACACAGCUUCCUGCAAAACAACAAAGAAAACAACAACAACAACCAUUCGUUAUCAAUAGCAUGUGAGCACCCAAUAACCACAGAACUACAUGACACACAGUACACCGUGACCAUAGAAGUCUUUCAUAAUGGUGACCACAAGCCUGUGUUACUGGGUGUGUGUGAGUGUGCCUGAAUGCCUGGGUGUGUAUCUGCUCUUUACCGUCCUUCCUCAUUGGUCUGGUCCACAAAGGCACACAGUGCCUUGUCCCGCUCCAGAAUCUGCUGUUUCAACGCCUGGAUCUCCUCCUGAGCUUUCUUCUUCUGUGCUUCUUGAUCAUCUAGAGGGGGAGCGAGGGAUAAUGAGAGGGGUAGAAAGCAGGAGGGUAGGGCAAAAAGACAGAAGGAAAUGGGUAGAUAAGGAGGAAAGAGGGAAAUGGGGAGGGCAGGAAAAAAUGUAUUGAGAGAAAGGUUGUGAGGUCUGGGGUUCGCUCAACAACCAAGAAUUCACAAAAUGGGACAAACACCAAAUUGAGACUCUGCAUUCAGAAUUCUGCAAAAAUAUCCCCAGUGUAAAAUAUAAAACACCAAAUAAUGCAUGCAGAGCAGAAUUAGGCUGAUACCCACUAAUGAUCAAAAUCCAGAAAAGAGACGUUAAAUUCUACAACCACCUAAAAGGGAGCAAUUCAUGACUGAGCUGACGGUAUCCCAUCACUGCAGUAAAAUAGCCAUCGUACCUUUAACUUUCUGAAGGGCCGCCGACGCCUCAGUCUUCUUUUUCUCCGCAUCGGCCUGAGGAGAAAAAAAGAGGGGAGAUGAGGACCGGUAUUUGAAGCAUUGUGGGCCUUAUCUAGCUAGGCCUUAUUAAGGGCUACAUAAGGCAUACAAUGUGUCCUUCAUAAUAUGCACUUUGUUUAAAGUGUGACUAAUCCUUUUUGUGACUAAUCUGACUGAUCACUGCUAAGAGAAUACCUGGCAGAAUUCCUCUCACAUGCCACUCAACACAGAACAUACAGUACCUUCAGAAAGUAUUCACACCCAAUUUCCCAAUUUUGUUGUGAUACAAAACAUGUUAGAAUCCCCUUCGGCAGCGAUUACAGUGUGAGCACACAGCUUUGCACAUCUGAUUGUACAAUAUUUGCCCAUUAUUCUUCAAAACAUUCUUGAAGCUCUUUCAACUUUUUCAUUGCUAGACAGCCAUUUUCAUGUCUUGCCAUAGAUAUUCAAGAUGAUUCAAGUCAAAACUGUAACUAGGCCACUCAGGAACAUUCAAUGGCGUCUUGGUAAGCAACUCCAGUGUAUAUUUGGCCUUGUGUUUUAGGUUAUUGUCCAGCUGAAAGGUGAAUUUGUCUCCCAGUGUCUGUUGGAAAGCAGACUGAACCAGGUUUACCUCUAGGAUUUUGCCUGUGCUUAGCUCUAUUCCAAACAUUUUUAACAUAAAAAACUCCCUAGUCCUUGCCGAUGACAAGCACACCCAUAACACGAUGCAGCCACCAACAUGCUUGAAAAUAUGAAGAGUGGCGAUGUGUGGUGAUGUGUUGUGUUGGAUUUGCCCCAAACAUAAAGCGUUGUAUUCAGGAGAAAAAUGUAAUUUUUCCUCAUUAUUUGCAGUAUUGCUAAAGUGCCUUAAUGCAAACAGGAUUCCUGUUUUGGAAUAUUUUUUAUUCUGUACAGACUUCCUUCUUUUCAAUCUGUCCUUGAGGCUAGUAUUGUGGAGUAACUACAAUGUUGUUGAUCCAUCCUCAGUUUUCUCCUAUCACAGCCAAUAAACUCUGUUUUAAAAAUCACAAUUAGCUUCAUGGUGAAAUCCCUGAGUGGUUUCCUUCCUCAACAGCCACUGAGGACGCCUGUAUCUUUGUAGUGACUGGGUGUAUUGAUAUUGGUUCAAAAUGUAAUUAAUAACUUCACCACGUUCAAAGGUGUCCUACCAAAAGGUGUCCUUCUUUGCGAGGCACUGGAAAACCUCCUUGGUCUUUGUGGUUGAAUCUGUGCUUGAAAUUCACUACUGGACUGAGGGACCUUACAAAUAAUUGUAUGUGUGGGGUACUUAGAUGGGGUAAUCAUUAUGUGGGGUAAUCAUGUUAAAUAAACACUUGUGGCACACA
Oncorhynchus masou masou (cherry salmon) is the source of this 4843-nucleotide messenger RNA. RefSeq names its product cilia- and flagella-associated protein 141-like. The record is from RefSeq and is a predicted model, not a curated record. The coding region runs from base 564 to 902 and encodes 112 amino acids. NCBI's taxonomy places the organism in Eukaryota, Metazoa, Chordata, Actinopteri, Salmoniformes, Salmonidae. The transcript is spliced from 4 exons.